AUGAACAGUUGUUCUCCAGUAUUAAAUUAAUCGAAAGGGACUACAUCUGGUUUCUUAAAAAAUUUAUUAGAUUAUAAAGCUAAUCUCAAUUCAAAUGGAUCCAGCAAAAAAUAAUCAAUUUCAAGUUUUUAAAGAGACAUUUCUCAUCUUGCUGAUUCAUUCAGACAUAAAACCUUUUAAUAACAAAUAAAGGAAAAACAGUAAAUAGCUGAAAUGCGAUUAAAUGAAUACAUUCUGAAGCAAAAAGAGAGAAAAUAGAAUCAAGAGUAUAUGAUGUAAAAUUAGAGAUAUCACUAUAAAACUUAAAAUCUCGAUAACACAUUCGAUGAUGUGAUUUAAAUUUUAGAUAAAUAUUCAGAUUUUAAUUUGAAUUGGGUGGCAUAGGACUUACAAGAAGUAAAUGGAAAUAGGAAAAAUGUAAUGUUAAAUUUAAAAUCAACAAUAGUAAAUGGUUUAGAGAAAGGUUAUUUUGAAGAUUUUUCAAGUAAUUAGACUACUGAAAGAAAGUUAUCAAUAAAGAAAAAAAUAAGUAUAAAUAUGUAUAAUAUUUUUGGAUAGUUAAGGAGAUGAAACAUACAAGUACACAUUUCUUUUCUAAUGAACCUUCUGGAAGAAAUGAUGCUAUAAAUUUAAAGAAAUGGCUUUAAAAUUAAGUUGAGAAUAUAUCUUAAAAUUCAAGUAUAGAUCAUAAAUGUAAAUUGUAAUAAGCAAGUGAUGUAUUAUUUAUAUGUUUGAAUGAGUUGAUUAGAUAGGUUUCUUAUUAAUGUACUGAGAGAGGAUAAUUAAUGUUAGCAAUAUUUAAAGGUUAUAUAACAGUAUUUAGAAAGACUAUCAAUAUGUAAGAAUCAGACAAGUAAUAAAUAUAAAUAAUGGGUUAUAAAAAUUAAUUAGAAUAAUAAGUAGAAUUUGAAUAACAAUAAGAUGAAUUAAAUGAAAAGAUAUUAGAUCUUAAAUAAACAAUAAAGAGAUUAGAGAGUUAAUUGAAAGCCUAAAAAGAAGAUGAAUAAAAUUUAAUAACAAUAGUUUAGAAACUCACUAAAUAAAAUGAAUUAGAUAAAACUAUGAAAAAGGGUGCUGCUACUUUAAUUUAAAAUUUAAAUAGAGAAAUUAAAGAACUUAGAAAUAAAAUACAAAAAAUUUAAUAUAUAAAAUAAAGUGCUAAUUAGAUUAUUAAAAUAGAAGAUGAAGAAGAUGAAUAAGAUUUGUCAUUAUCUCAAGUAUUGAAAGAAGUUGAAUAAAAAACAUAGGUUGAAUAGAAUCCUGAUAUUGUUGUUAAAGAUAUAGUUGAUGAACCACCAAAAAUAACAUUUUCUGUAAAUUGUUAAACUGAAAUUUGUGUACAUACUAUUGAAACUUAAACUGAUUUAAAUUUAAUUAGUUAGUAAUAUGAUAAAAUUAUUAAUUAAUAAGAAUUAGAUUAACAUUUUAAAGAAUUCUAACUCAAAGAAUAAAUGGGUUUUUUUUUAUAAGAUGAUCAACAAUAAUAAAAUACAAAUAAUAAAGGUUGUUAAUUUUGUCCAUAAUUAUAAUAAGUAAAAGAAUAGAGAGCAAGUUUAUUAAGAAUAUUAGAUGGAUUACCAGGUAGUAUAGAUCAUAUUAGAAAUAUGAAAAAAGAAGAUAUGUUUGAUUUAUUUGUUAAUAAUAUGAAAACUAUGAGAGAAUUAUUUGAUAAAGAAGAACCUUAAGAAAAAUAAGUUUAAAGUGAUUCAGAAUAAUCUAUGUUUGUAGAACCUCCAGAAGUUAAUAGUGAUGAAAAAAGAUCUACUAAUAAGGAUUCUAAAAAUAAUAUUAGAUUAAUUGCAGAAGUUGCUGAAAUGGAUGAAGCCUCUCCUAUGCCUAAUAAUUAAAAAAGAAUUAAUUUUAGUUUGAAAAAAUUAUCAUUUGAAAAAAUAGAAGUUCAACAAGUAAAAAAUAAUACAAAUUCUUCAAAAUUAAAUUAGAAAUCUACUAAAAGAUAACUUGAAAAAAUGUUUAGUUCUGAUAAAUUAGCAUUACCAACUGUUAAAGAAUUUUAAACUAAUGAAUUAACAUAAACAUAAUUAUUUACUAAUUCAAAUAUGAAUCUAAAUCAAAUUAAUACAAAUUCAUCUACAAUUUAAAGUAGUUAAAAUUUAUAAGGUAAUUAAAUAGCAAAUAAAUUUGGAUUAAACAAAUAAGAAUUAAUUUAAUUAAAAACUCAAGUAGCUAUGUUAAUUAUGUUAUAUAAUUUAUAAAUUUAAAAACAAUAAAAUUUAACAAGAUCUAUGAAUGAUUUUGCUGGAUUGUUAAAUUAGUUAUUUUCAUUUACUCGUAAAUUGAUGAUACAUAUAUUAAGAACAUAAUAAUAAUCUCAUAAAUAAAUAGCUGAAUAAUUUUUGGUUGAAUUUGAUUCUUUAAGAAAAAGAAUGCCUGUAGAAUUAGAUGCAGAGAUAUAAGAAGAAGAAUAUCUUAUUACUGAAUUUGAUGAAGAAGAAGAAAAAGAAAAAAAAAAAUAAAUACUUUUUAAAAAAAAGAAAAAUAGAAUUACUAAAGCAUUACAAUUCAAUUUUUAAUAGAAACAAAAUAAAGUAAAUGUAAUUGAUAGAUUAAUGCAUCCAGGAGUAAUAUUAGCAGUUAAAGCUAAAGAAUAAUCAUAUUUGUUUAAAAAAGUUGUAAAUUACUGGCCUUUAAAAAAUGUAUUAAGAACAAUUACAUAAUUAUAUGAUGAAAAAAUUAGAAGUAGUAAAGAUAAUGAAACAUAAAAAGAUUUAGAGAUGCAAAUAUUUGUUUUUAAUAAUUUUCUUAAUAGAUAUGGAUUUAAGAAUGUUGCUGAAAAAAAAUACUUGUAAUUUUUACUUUCCGUUAUUCAUUUCUCAUCUAUAUUUAGAGUGAAUGUAUUUGCAAGAAUGAUAGCCAUAUUAUAAGAUGAAAAUUUAAAUUUUUCAAUAGAAGAAUCAUCUUUCUUUUUAUAAGGCUAUGAUUUUAUGUGUUCAGAAUCAUCUUUAGGUGUUAAUGUUGUUUAAAGUGAAAGUGAAUAAAAAUUUCAUGUUCCCUAUUUAAGAGCAUUAGAUUAUAUGAAAGUUUAUUUAGAAAAUAAAAUGAUGGAAGAUGAACUUAGAGAUUUGAAAAAUGAUUUAGAAAACUUAAAAGAACCUGAUCCUAAAAAUUUAAAUAAAUAAGGAUUAAUAGAUGUUGAUAAUUUUCUUAUUAAAGUAAUGAUUAAAUAUAGAAUAAUAACUACUAGAACUAAAGAGUUUGUAAUUCAUGCAUUUUAAGCUGCUGAUUUAGAUGGAAAUAAAAAAAUUAAUAACAACGAAUUUAUUACAUUAUUUAGACAUAUAGAAAAUUAAAAAUUCAAUUUUAAAGAAGCUAUGAAUCUAUUUUAUGAAUAAGCUGAUAUUAUAUAGGGUGAAGAACGAAGUUUAUCAUUUAAUAGAUUUACUUCGUUAUGUGUAAGUCAAUAAAUUUUUACUUUUUAAGCAUUAAAUCAUUUUAUUAAUGUUAAGACAAAUGAUGAUUUAGAAAAGUAAUUCUAAUUAGUAAGAUAGGAAUGGUAAAACUAUAAAAAAGACAUUGAAAUCACUUUAAAAGAAUUAUAACCUUAUGUUACUCCAGAAAUCUUUUUAGAAUGGAAUACUAUUUUGAAAACAUUAGAAUAAAGAAUCAUGAGUUAAGAGAAAUAAUAAUCAUCUAUAAAACCUAUAUUGAUAGCUCAUCGAAUAUUAAAGUUAGAAUUAUAGAGAUUAUUACAUGUUGGACAUUAGGAAGAUGAUAUUGAUGAAAAUGCAAUAAUUUAAUGA
This is a messenger RNA of Paramecium sonneborni, 3758 nucleotides long. The record is from the annotation of a GenBank genome assembly. Lineage: Eukaryota; Ciliophora; Oligohymenophorea; Peniculida; Parameciidae.